Drosophila ficusphila is the source of this 2446-nucleotide messenger RNA. It is a transcript of the gene CycB3, whose product is annotated as G2/mitotic-specific cyclin-B3. The record is from RefSeq and is a predicted model, not a curated record. The transcript has 2 exons. The coding region runs from base 247 to 1965 and encodes 572 amino acids. Gene Ontology annotation, biological process: mitotic cell cycle phase transition; regulation of cyclin-dependent protein serine/threonine kinase activity. Gene Ontology annotation, molecular function: cyclin-dependent protein serine/threonine kinase regulator activity. Gene Ontology annotation, cellular component: nucleus; cytoplasm; centrosome. Lineage: Eukaryota; Metazoa; Arthropoda; Insecta; Diptera; Drosophilidae.
UCUGGCGGUGUUUUUCAGUUUGGAUUUUCACAGUUCCUUUAUCUCGCCAGACAAGCGCCACAACUCCACAAAACUCCGGCCAGAUCGAAUUCCGCGAACGGAGGAGCAUCCGAGAAACUAAGUGGCUUGGACUUGCGGAGGACUUGAGCCGCACGCAUAGGAGCACAAGAACAACAACGACGAGUGCGCUCUCACACAAACACACAGGCGCGCGCGCACACUCACAACGCACUCAGGCAUUUCAAAAUGGCGCCCACGAAGGCAACAACGCGCGGGACCCUUGCAGGCGGGCAUCAUCAGCUGCCAAAGGCGGGGGGCGUGGCCGGGAAUCCACUCCUGGCAUUGGGGGCCGCCACCAGAAAGGGACUGAGCCGCCGAACGGCCGCCACAGGGAACAUCGAUCCAAAUGUGGAGAACAUGCAGACGCGCGCCAAACGCAAGGCGGAUCACAGUCCUAUCAAAAAUGACAAAAUCAAGCGCUCGGCGCUGGGUAACCUGACCAACAACGUUAAGAUCAUGACACUGCAUCCCGGGCAGGAUGAGCAGUCGGAGGGCAAAAAGCCAACCGCCCAACAGCUGCAGGCCCUGCUAGAUGCUAAGAAACAGGAUAAUCUCAGCGUCAAUGUCUUUGCCGCCAACAAGAUGACGACGCGCGCCUCCAGCAAGGUGGAGGAUUCGGUGGAGAAUUGCCACAAGGUGCUCGACAAGCUGGAAGAGGCUCUGGCUAGGCCCAAGCCGCGACCCAAGGCAGUGCCUGCCGCCAAGAAGGCGGUUCUGGGCGAGAUCCAGCUGCCGCCCAUGCAGAUACCUGUGCUGCUGCCACCCAUGCACAAUCUGGCCGCUCCCCAGGCGGCCCCAAUUAAGCCUGUGCGCCGGAUCUCCAAUGACUUCAACAAGACUGAGGACAGCCUGUACAUGUCCGCGCUGGAGGAUGUGUCCAGCUGCGAUUCUACGCGGCUGUCCGGGAACUUCGAAGCCGCGCGUCGCCGCUCGGCCAAGUUGCAGCAAAAGACUGAGCAGCAGCCGCAACCGCUGCUGCUGACCCUACCAGAGACCGCCCCCAGCCAGGUGGUGCCGAUCCUGCCGGUGCCCGAGGAUGUGGAGGACUUCGAUCGCAAGAACUGGGACGAUCCGUUCCAGGUGUCUCACUACGCCAUGGAUAUAUUCAACUAUUUGAAAGUGCGCGAGCCGGAGUUCCCCAUCGCCGACUACAUGCCUCGACAGAUCCACCUGACUCCCUGGAUGCGCACCCUGCUGGUCGACUGGAUGGUGGAGGUGCAGGAGACGUUCGAGCUGAACCACGAAACUUUGUACCUGGCGGUGAAAAUCGUUGACUUGUAUCUCUGCCAGGAGGUUAUCAACAAGGAGAAGCUGCAGCUUCUCGGCGCAGCAGCUUUCUUCAUUGCUUGCAAGUACGAUGAACGCCAGCCGCCAUUAAUUGAGGACUUUUUAUACAUCUGCGACGGAGCCUACAACCACGACGAGCUGGUGCGAAUGGAGCGGGAGACACUGCGCGUGAUCAAAUACGACCUGGGUAUCCCGCUCUCCUACCGCUUCCUUCGCCGCUACGCCCGCUGUGCCAAGGUGCCCAUGCCCACGCUCACCCUGGCACGCUACAUCCUGGAGCUCUCUCUUAUGGACUACGCUACCAUUUCUUUCAGCGACUCGCAAAUGGCCUCCGCAGCUCUGUUCAUAGCGUUGCGCAUGCACGGCGGUUCGGGGCAGCUGGAUAAGCUAACUUGGGACUCGACGCUCAUCUACUACACAGGCUAUCAACUGUCGGACUUUGCUGAGAUCGUGCCCGUGCUCAAUGCGGGACUGCACCGCAAGCCGCGGGCCACCAUCAAGACGAUACGGAAUAAGUACUCGCACAAGAUAUUCCACGAGGUGGCCAAGGUGCCGCUGCUGUCGAACGAUGAGCUCUUCCAGAGCAACCUCGACCUGAACGAAAGCAAUCUGUCGUAGGACAGCCUCAAAGUUUAGCCAAAUUCGCAACAAGCUGCAAAAUGUUACGCUUCACUUAGGCUCUAAGACGCUUCAGUCCCCACCCACCAAAUCGGUAUAGACGAAACAGCGGAUCGCCCCGCCUUAAUCGAAAAUUAAGACCCUGAUCUUAGCCCUUGUCCCUAGUCCCCACCAAGUCCUCACAAUUUAUUAUAUUUUAAUUAAUUUUUAUUGUGACCUUUGCAUUUUUGACAUGUUUUUGCAUAAAUAUUGUGUUAAGAGUGCUUUUUGUUUCUUUUGCCAUGUAUCAUUGUUUAAUUUACAAAUACCGCAUACGUACCCCUCGCCUACAAUCAUUCUAAACAGGGAAAGCGAUAUUAUCUCUAACACCGACAUCCCCGAUAUGUACCCCAAUCGCAAAACGAUUCAUGUUCUAAUAUGUACGCUAGUUUUAAGAGAUGCCAGCAUUUAAUAAACCUUACUCGUAAGCCACCAAAGCAGA